GGACUUCACAGUUUGUACAGAAUAUCAGUGUUCUUGAAUGCACUUGAUGUGCUGCUUACCUUAACCUGACCCUAUCACCAUGUUUGUUUCCAGGCUUCAAGUCAUCAGAAUGGGUUUUCUGGUCAUGGGAUUGAGGUGCUGCGGUCCGACAUGGCUCAGAAGGCCAUAGAGGCGGGUCUGGAGCCCAGUGUGGUGGAAAAGACCAUCCUGGAGAAAAUCAGUACGACUGGCUCAGGCUACUCCGACCUGGAAGUUCUAAUGGAUGAUUGUCUCAACGACACAGCAAAGAGCGAUGCUGCCUCGUCACAGAGUCAAGAUGAGGACCCACUGGAGAAAUUAUGGAAGCUGCAGAGGGAAAAACAGUGCAAAAUAUGUAUGGACAGAGAUAUCUGUAUUGUCUUCAUUCCAUGUGGUCAUCUGGCCACCUGUAAGCAGUGUUCAGAAACGCUCAUCAAGUGUCCAAUCUGCUGUGGGGCCAUAACACAGAAGCUCAAGACCUACAUCGCCUAAGGGAAUCACAAACUCUUGCCAAACAUUAAUGCUGCUUUCGCACGAUCUCUAUAUUGUAUUUUAAUAAAUAAUGUAGAUGCCCUGUGACAUAUUUAAAGACCAUGUUGUUUGUUUGAGUAUGAGAAUAAAAUAAUGAGUCUAAACAAUCACUGAGAUGUUAAAUAGCUGUUAAUACUGAGAUGGUUUAUUAUAAAUAGUUGAUGUUGAUUUUAUAGAUAAUAGAAACUUGUAAAUACACACUAAAUAAUAAUUAUUAGCAAUGCAACCUUCUUUCUUGCCAGAGGUGCCUUUCUCUUGGUUGAUGUACUCGUGUCUUUGUGUGUGUUUUCUUUUAGGACAUUUUCCACAGGGUGAUUGAACUAGUCAUCUCAUUGUGUUUGUUUUAUACCCUUAUGUGUCCCACUUGUCUAUUUUGUCUGGCUCUUUACUAAAAUAUAUAAAUGUCGAUCCCUAACUGCCCUUUGCUGUAUAACUGACACAAUCAACUCUAAUUAGGGGCCGACAAUUAAUCGGUGAGUUGUAUUAAUCGUUUAAUCAUGCAAUCUGUUUGGUCAUCAAGAGUGAAUAAAUCGGAAUGUUUGGACUUGAAA
This is a messenger RNA of Notothenia coriiceps (black rockcod), 1100 nucleotides long. RefSeq names its product baculoviral IAP repeat-containing protein 8-like. The record is from RefSeq and is a predicted model, not a curated record. Gene Ontology annotation, biological process: regulation of cell cycle; positive regulation of canonical Wnt signaling pathway; negative regulation of apoptotic process. Lineage: Eukaryota; Metazoa; Chordata; Actinopteri; Perciformes; Nototheniidae. Gene Ontology annotation, cellular component: nucleus; cytoplasm. The transcript is spliced from 3 exons. Bases 151 to 510 code for a protein of 119 amino acids. Gene Ontology annotation, molecular function: ubiquitin protein ligase activity; cysteine-type endopeptidase inhibitor activity involved in apoptotic process.